Molecule: messenger RNA, 2313 nt
Organism: Acaromyces ingoldii
Lineage: Eukaryota; Fungi; Basidiomycota; Exobasidiomycetes; Exobasidiales; Cryptobasidiaceae
Product: protein transporter SEC23
Exons: 3
Coding region: 1-2313 (770 amino acids)
Biological process (GO): endoplasmic reticulum to Golgi vesicle-mediated transport; COPII-coated vesicle budding; intracellular protein transport
Cellular component (GO): endoplasmic reticulum exit site; COPII vesicle coat
Molecular function (GO): zinc ion binding; GTPase activator activity
Source: RefSeq, a predicted model, not a curated record
AUGAACGUCGACGACGUUGAGGAUCGCGAUGGCGUUCGCCUGUCGUGGAACGUCUGGCCGGCAACCAAGAUUGAGGCCACACGGACCGUCGUUCCCAUCUCCGCCCUUUACACGCCCAUGAAAGACAGCGAGGAGAGGGCCAAUCUGCCGCCUGUCGCUUAUGAGCCCGUCACUUGCAAGCCGCCAUGCCGCGCUAUCCUGAACCCUUACUGUCAAAUCGACAUGCGUGGCAAGCUGUGGAUCUGCCCCUUUUGCCUUUCUCGCAACGCCCUGCCGCCCCACUACCGCGACAUCAGCAACACGAACCUGCCCCCAGAAGUGCUGCCAAAGUACACGACCAUCGACUACAUUCUCAGUCGUCCUGCUCAGAUCCCACCUGUCUUCCUCUACGUUGUCGACACGUGCGUCGAAGAGGACGAUCUCAAGGCGCUGAGGGAGUCGCUGGUGCUCAGCCUGAGCCUGCUUCCUCCCAAUGCUCUUGUCGGCCUCGUCACCUUCGGAACUAUGGCACAAGUCCACGAGCUUGGCUAUGACGCCUGCCCAAAGAGCUACGUGUUCCGCGGGACCAAGGAGUACGCGCCCAAGGCGAUCCAGGAGAUGCUCGGCCUCUCCGGCGGUGCCCGCCCGGCCGCGCCUGGUGGGCCCUCGAGCGGGCCCCAGCCUCGAACCACGCCAGGGUCCUACGGUGCGAGCCGUUUCCUGCUGCCCGUCAGCCAGUGCGAGUAUCAGUUGACGAGCAUCCUCGAGCAAUUGCAAAAGGACCCCUGGCCCGUGGCGAGCGACAAGCGGUCUCAGCGAUGCACGGGCACUGCUCUGAGUGUUGCAGUCGGCAUGCUCGAGACGACGUUUCCCAACACUGGCGCCCGUCUCAUGCUCUUCUGUGGUGGCCCGGCCAGCGAAGGACCCGGCAAUGUCGUUUCGACGGAGCUUCGCGAGCGUAUCCGGUCCCACCACGACAUUGACAAGGACAACGUGCGGUACUACAAGCGGGCGCUUAAGUUCUACGAGACGAUCGCCAAGCGAUGUGCUCAGAACGGCCACACGAUCGACGUCUUUGCCGGCUGCCUCGACCAGGUUGGUCUGCUGGAGAUGAAGUCGCUGGCAAACUACACCAACGGCUACAUGAUUCUCGCCGACUCGUUCCAGAUGGGUAUCUUCAAGGAGAGCUUCAAGCGCAUCUUUGCAAAGGAUGAGAGCAAGGGCGAGCUCCAGAUGGGCUUCAACGCCACCCUGGAUGUCCAGUGCACAAAGGAGCUCAAGGUCAGCGGUCUCAUUGGUCACGCCAUCAGUGCCAAUAAGAAGUCGGCUUCCGUGGGAGAGACCGAGAUCGGAAUCGGUGGGACGUCGGCUUGGAAGCUGUGCAGCCUGACGCCAAAGACGUCGGUCGGUAUCUACUUUGAAGUCGUCACGCCCGCCGGCCAGCCGCUCCAGCCAGGCUCACGAGGCCUGAUUCAGUUCGUCACGCACUACCAGCAUGCGAACGGCACCUUCCGCUUGAGAGUCUCCACCAUUGCCCGCAGCUUCGCAGAAGGCGGCUCCGCUCAGAUUGCAGGCUCCUUCGACCAAGAGGCUGCCGCCGUUCUUAUGGCCAGGAUCUCGGUCUUCAAGGCCGAAAUCGACGACUCGCCCGAUGUGCUGCGCUGGCUCGACCGCAUGUUGAUCCGCCUGUGUCAGAAGUUCGCAGACUACCGCAAAGACGAUCCAGCCAGCUUCCGACUGACGGAAAACUUCAGCAUUUACCCUCAAUUCAUGUUCCACCUCCGCCGAAGUCAGUUCUUGCAGGUGUUUAACAACUCACCCGACGAGACGGCCUACUACCGCCACGUGCUGAACAGCGAGGACGUCAACAACAGUCUCAUCAUGAUUCAGCCGACGCUGAUGAGCUAUGGCAUUGGCCAGGACCCUGUCCCGGUCCUCCUCGACUCGGUCUCGAUCAAGGACGAUGUCAUUCUGCUCCUCGACACCUUCUUCCACAUCCUCAUCUUUCACGGCGAUACCGUCGCGCAAUGGAGAAAGGCGGGCUACCAAGAGCAGGAAGGGUACGAGUCAUUCAAGGAGUGCCUCGAGACGCCUCAAAAGGAUGCGGCGGAUCUCCUCGACGACCGGUUGCCCCUCUCGCGCUUCGUCGUGUGCGACGCAGGUGGCUCCCAAGCUCGCUUCCUCCUGUCCAAGCUCAACCCCAGCACGACGCACAUGAGCGGUGGCAUGUACGGCACGUCUGGCGCAGGAACGGCCAUCUUCACAGACGAUGUCAGCUUGCAGGUCUUCCUGGAGCACCUCAAGCGCCUCGCGACGGGCUCGCAGUCCUCGUAA